Molecule: messenger RNA, 1647 nt
Organism: Suillus plorans
Lineage: Eukaryota; Fungi; Basidiomycota; Agaricomycetes; Boletales; Suillaceae
Exons: 3
Coding region: 1-1647 (548 amino acids)
Source: RefSeq, a predicted model, not a curated record
AUGCCUCACUGUCCAUCAUGCGGAAAAGUCCUCAAGGACCAUAUGUCUGUUGCUCGUCAUAUGAGCCAGCCCCGGUCUGGCUGCAACACCUGGCUGGACAAUAUUAUUAAGCUCAAUACCAUGAUUCCGCCCACUGACGAUCAUCCCAUGGACCCAAUGGACAAUAAUGGACUACCUAUGCCUUAUUAUGAGCCAGGACUCGGAGAUGAGGACAAUACAUACAUCUUUCAUGGUCAAGAAGAGGACAUCACGCUGGAAGCGCAUGAUGGAAUUUGGGACCAGGGCAAAGAUGCAAAUAGUGAAGUCACAGAUUAUUUUCCCAAUUCCCCACUCGCCUAUGAGGACGGCUAUAUGUUCUUAGGUUUAUUCAAUGCUGACGAAAACAGCGUAUAUCGCAAAACAAAUCUUUAUUUUCCAUUCAGUAGUCGGAGAGACUGGCAGGUUGCCGCAUGGCUACUGCGUUCUGGGUUGAGCAUGGGGAAGAUUGACUCUUUCCUAUCGCUUGACAUGAUUAAAGAUUUACCCUUGUCAUUUCGCUCAGCCAAAGAACUUCGAGGUCGAGCAGAAAUGCUACCCAGUGGUCCACAUUGGAAGUCCCAAAUCAUUCCUAUGUCGCAUCCUACUAAGUCACCCGUAAUUCUCUAUUGGCGUGACCCACUAGAGUGCAUCGCAAGUAUCUUCAACCACCCGUUAUUUCACAAUUGUAUGGACUUCACACCUUGCAAGGUGUACACCACUGCGGAGAGGCUGUGUCGCAUCUAUACUGAAUGGAUGAUGGAAAAUAACGCUUGGGACAUGCAAUUUAUUCAUAAGAGGAAGCGGAUGAAGGGUGUAUUGGAGGGUCGCCUCAUACACCAAUGUCUAGACAUCGUUCUCGAACCACUCAAGCAGGCUGCUCGAAAGGGCAUCAUGUUAUCUGACCCCAUUGGGCAGAGUCAUUACUGUUUCACUGCACUGGCAAGUUAUAUUGCUGACACCCCGGAAGCCAUGAUGCUGGCGACUGUCGGUGGAAAGACGUCACCAGUGACCAUGGCAAUGUACAAGCACUUCAAGGAUGACUUCCAGCAUGAACCCCGCAUGAAAUCGACAACUCUUGCGCAGCUUGCCGUUGUCCGCUCACAUGCCGAUCCCAUUGACCUCGAGGCUUUCUUCCAUGAAGCGCAGAAGUUUCAUCUGAAUGGUGUUGCCAAACCGUUCUUUCGGAACUGGAUACUCGCAGAGCCCUCCCAUUUCUUUACACCAGAAUCCCUACACCACUUGCAUAAGGAAUUUUUCGACCACGAUGCACAAUGGCUCAUCUGUGCCGUUGGAGAAUCCGAGAUCAAUUUCCGAUUUUCCGUCUUACAGCCCGCCACUGGUUAUUGUCACUUUCCUGGAGGCAUCUCGAAGCUUAAACAGGUCAUUGGUCGCUGUCAACGAGACAUGCAGCGAUAUAUCAUUGCAGUGUGCGCGGACGCAGCACCUGCACGUAUUAUCACUGCCUUACGUGCGCUCAUGCAAUUCUGUUAUCUCGUUCAGUCGCCACGCCUUGAUGACGACAAUCUCAAGCGCAUCUCGGGCGCAUUGCAUGAGUUCCAUGCAAACAAGGAUGCAAUUAUUGAUGCUGGGGCUCGCCGUGGAAAGGGCAAUAGACCCAUCACUCACUGA